AUGCCGUCGAACAUUCAGGUCUUUGUGAAAUGGAAAGACCAGACUAUAUUUGCGGGGGAGAAUGUGGAAUGCACCAUUACCUUCAAGAACGUGGCAGAUACUGCUUCCGAAGCCAACAAUGGAGCUGAACCUGGCCAGCACCAGCGCAAGUCCUCUCGAGUCGCAAACCACACCAGCAACUCCCCUUCGGACUCUUUUUUCUCAAUGAAAUCACCCCAGAGCCUCUUUUCGGGCCGCCGAUCCUACUCCAUCGGCUCUCAAAGGAAGCCCUUCCACCGAACUGCUUCUUCAUUGAGCUCCCCGCUCGUCGGCUCCCAGAGCUUCCCGCCCCCCAGCGGCCCCUCUACACCUCGAACUUGGCAGCCAGGCCACAGCCAUAAACGAUCCGUAUCGAUUCUCUCUAUUGAUAGUGAAGGCCAGCCGGACAAAACACCCUCACCGCAGAAUUAUAGAGGCAGGCCGGCCAGGGGUCAUGGACGUUCAGCAAGUCUCCAGAUUGUCCCCAGGAGGAAUGACAGCUAUGACGAUUCUUAUAGAAAAGGUGAUAGGAUGGUCCAUACACAUGGAUUGUCUCGAGCUUACAAUGGUUAUUAUAAAGCGAGAUCCCAUAUACCCGGCCCUCCGCUCGCUGAAUCUCCGAAUGAGUCAGCCCCCGGUGAUCUGAAAGUCGAUACUUCCCAUCUUGGACGAGCUAGCCGUACAAGCUCUGUCGCAAACAGCCCUAUUGUUCCGACUGAGCAAUUGCGCGCUUCCUCUCGAAGAUCCCAACCCCCGGCUUUCGAUUUCAAGUUUCCAGCUGCCCCUCCAACGACCGAUCCAAACAACCGACCCCGUCUUUCCCCAUCUCCCAAGUCGACAGACAGAAUCGCCCCAAGUAAGAAAUCAGCCAAAGAUGCUUCGCCGUUAGGCGCCCCGUCCCACCAGCAGCUUGCGCGAAUAAUAUCAGCCACAAGUGUGAAUGGAAGCACUCGGAGCAGCGGCGAGUUUUACUCGGUCAGCGAUCAUUCGGAUGAGACAUUGGCAUCUGAGUACACAACCUAUUCUGCUCAGGGUGCACGACCACCCCCAACACUAACCGGCCGACAUGCGCGGCAUUAUUCGAGCGUGGCCGCCUCUUCUGCCAGGCCGAAUGAUAGUCAGGCGCUAUUGAUGGGUUAUGCACAAAUAAGCGCCUCAUUCACAGUCGACGGCUCUCUCGUCAACCAAUCAGUCUUCGAUGAAGUCAAAAGGAAAGGGGUCGUUGGUGGCCAGCCAGGUACGGGCGGGCUUCCAGGUCGGCCAAGUUCUGCCAGCAGUGAUCGGUCUCGGAAAGGUGGUGGCUUUUGGGGAUCGUUUAAAUGGAAUGCCAUUGAGGAGUCGAUCAACGGGUUUCUCUCGAACAAUGAACUUGAUGGUCUGCGAGAGAUGCGUGGGGUCGCUUCAUCAAGAUCAAUUCCAUUGCUUUCCACCCCACAGUCGCUUCUCUUCGUCGACCUGCGACUAUCACCCGGGGAAGAGCAGUCGUACUCAUUCUCCUUCUCUCUUCCCAGAGGACUUCCGGCGAGUCACAAAGGCAAAGCCAUUAAGAUUGCCUACAAUUUGGUUAUUGGUACCCAGCGGCCAAGUGGCCCCAAUGAGUCUCAACGCGUCAACCGCAUCAACAUCCCAUUCCGUGUGUUCAGCGGCGUGAAUGACAAAGGAGGCGUUCUUGGCCAUGAUCUAAUGUCACCCUAUGUGAUCCUCCGUGAUGAAGCCAAGGUGCAAAAAAUUGGACCCGAUGCUCCUAUCGCUCUUAAAAGUCAGAGUAUCAGCACCCCAUGGAACUCAGCUGGAGACUUCCUGUUAUACGUGGAUGAGAUCCUGGAGCAGCGCGCACGCGCUAAUACUCUGUUUCCCCCGGGAACCACUCUUUCAAGGAAACCAAGUUUCGAAGAACUUCCACAUGCAAUGUCUUGUAAGGAUAUCAUCGACUUUGCAAUCCUUCGCAGCAACCAAGCUGUCAACUCCCGACGCAGCCCCAACCGAUUCGAGAUCGCUCGUGAUGGGCAACGCAUUGCCGUGGUUGUGUUGAAUCGCCCCGUUCACCGACUUGGAGAAACCAUCAUUGCCACGGUGGACUUUGGGAAUGCUUCAAUUCCAUGUUAUGCCGUGCGAGCGUCACUGGAGACAUCGGAGAAGGUGACACCCAGCCUCGCCGUCCGUUCAAAUGCAAGCAUUCAUCGAACGACACGCCGUAUCCAUGCAUCUCUAUUUGAGAACACCUUGUAUGCCACAAGAGUGGUCUUCAGCCCCGCCAUUCCUGUCACCGCAGCCCCUACCAUUCUCACAAGUGGCGUCACCCUCGACUGGGAUUUGCGCUUCGAGUUCGUGACACCGACCCUGCACAAUGAACAAGGACCUAGUCCAUCUGGGACACAGCUACUGGAAACAUUGUCUUCCGAUGACCGCGGCAAGGUCAUGUCCGCGAUGGAACGUUUGGGCUGCGAGUCCUUUGAAAUCUCUAUUCCGCUCACGGUUUACGGUGAAACCGUGCGAGAACAGCUGUUGGAGGAGAACGAAGGGUACGCUAUAUAA
Penicillium cinerascens is the source of this 2553-nucleotide messenger RNA. Its product is annotated as putative intracellular protein transport protein (Sat1). Lineage: Eukaryota; Fungi; Ascomycota; Eurotiomycetes; Eurotiales; Aspergillaceae. Bases 1 to 2553 code for a protein of 850 amino acids. The record is from RefSeq and is a predicted model, not a curated record. Gene Ontology annotation, biological process: retrograde transport, endosome to Golgi. Gene Ontology annotation, cellular component: Golgi membrane; Ric1-Rgp1 guanyl-nucleotide exchange factor complex. The transcript is spliced from 2 exons.